GUGUCAAGGGACUCAAGAGAGGACUUCUUGGAGGUUCCAGGUGACACUGAGGCCUUGGUGUUUUUAAACUGUGAGCUCCUGAACAGGAGGGGCCUUGUGGCCGUGUUUCCUGAUGUGCAGCUGAGUCUGGAUGACUCAAUUUCUUGGCCUUGGGCCUGGCUGCACUCUUUUUUAUGCCUGUCCCUAUUCUCUGUCCCCUCUCUGCAGGGGAUUUUCAUCUCCUUAACCACAACCAUGGACCUCCCCCAGGUCUGCCUUGGAGCCAGCAUAGAUAGGUCUUUUACAGGACGCACAUUGCUGUAUUUGUGGCCUUCUUUCUGUCCUCCCCUGGCCUCUUCUGGCCAUAUUUAAAUCUUUCCUUCCCUGCUUAAAAAAUUCCAAAACCAGUUCAAAGCAGAAAGACGAAUUCAGGAAAAAAAGUCAUUUAAAGGUGCUGAAGGUUUUUAGUGUGGGAGGGUUUUCGGGAGCAGGAUGCAGUUGGGCUGGACCUUGUUGGCUGUCUUAAGAUUCCUGUGGCCCUCCCAGGUUAAGCCAAGGAGCAGGCAUCCGGAGAUGCCCAGACCUGUGGAGAGGGCUGGGGAAUAGGGACCUUGGGGACAGGUAGUGGGAGUCAGGGUAGGAGGGAGGCUCCUAUUAGGCAUCAUCUGUCAUAGCAGUCCAUGAGGUUAGAAUAGAUGUGAUCCUUAAGAUGGAUCGCUGGGGCAGGAGGGAACCCAAGCCAAAGCCUAUAUACUACCACUCUAUACUUGGUGGUGGAAAAGCAGGGUGAAAUGAAACAGCAGAGACUCUGAACACCGAGCACUCCAAAGGCUUGAGGGCAUUCCCUGGUGGGUGUACAGUCCAGGCGUCCUCAAACUGCGGCCCACGGGCCACAGGAAGGGGUGUGAAUUGUAUUCGUUCCCAUUUUGUUUUUUACUUCAAAAUAAGAUAUGUGCAGUGUGCAUAGGAAUUUGUUCAUAGUUGUUUUUUUUUUUUAACUAUAGUCUGGCCCUCCAACGGUCUGAGGGACAGUAAAUUGGCCCCCUGUUUAAAAAGUGAGGACGCCUGGUACAGGCUCCUCACCCGGGCGGCCAGGACCCACCCGGCUUAGGGCCCGAAGAUUGGCUGACGGCCUAGGGGCGUGACAUGUGGGCGUAGCCUGACUGGCCUAGGCCCAGCCCUUCUCCGCCCCACCCCGCGCCGGACAGCGCCGCCAGGGGGCGCCCUCCAGAGAGCGUGCCCAGGCCGCGGCCUACGCUUGGCCCCUACAGGCCGCCGUCGCCGCGCUUGGCAUUCCGCCGCCGUUCGGUUGCGCGGCGUCGGCUCCCGCGGCUCUCAGCGGCGCCGCAGUCGGACUCCCGGGCUCCAGCCGGUCGGCAGCGGCGGUGAUGACUCCCUGAGCAGGCCGGGAGCAGGUAGCGGCGGGCGGGUGGGCGCCGCGGCCCAGGCCCGGGGUCGGGGCGGAGGCCUGGGUCGCGCCUCUUUGUCUCCACGGGCGGCGGCGGGUCCCCGGGCUCCUGGCGGAAGUGGAACGCGCUCGGCUCUGGGGCCGCGGCGGCCGCACCAUGAGCGACAUCCGCCACUCGCUGCUGCGCCGCGACGCGCUGAGCGCCGCCAAGGAGGUGCUGUACCACCUGGACAUCUACUUCAGCAACCAGCUGCAGAGCGCGCCGCUGCCCAUAGUGGACAAGGGCCCCGUUGAGCUGCUGGAGGAGUUCGUGUUCCAGGUGCCCAAGGAGCGUGGCGCGCAGCCCAAGAGACUGAAUUCACUUCAGGAGCUUCAACUUCUUGAAAUCAUGUGCAAUUAUUUCCAGGAGCAAACCAAGGACUCUGUCCGGCAGAUUAUUUUCUCAUCACUUUUCAGCCCUCAAGGGAAUAAAGCAGAUGACAGCCGGAUGAGCUUGUUGGGAAAACUGGUCUCUAUGGCUGUGGCUGUGUGUCGAAUCCCUGUGUUGGAGUGUGCAGCCUCCUGGCUCCAGCGGACGCCUGUGGUCUACUGUGUGAGGUUAGCCAGGGCCCUCGUGGAUGACUACUGCUGUUUGGUGCCAGGAUCCGUUCAGACGCUGAAGCAGAUAUUCAGUGCCAGUCCUCGGUUCUGCUGCCAGUUCAUAACUUCUGUCACUGCACUCUAUGACCUGUCAUCAGAUGAUCUCAUCCCACCUUUGGACUUGCUUGAAAUGAUCGUCAGCUGGAUUUUUGAGGACCCAAGGUUGAUUCUCAUCACUUUUUUAAAUACACCGAUUGCAGCCAAUCUACCAAUAGGAUUUUUAGAACUCACCCCACUCAUUGGAUUGAUCCGCUGGUGUGUGAAGUCCCCUCUGGCUUAUAAAAGGAAAAAGAAGCCCUCUUUAUCCAAUGGCCAUGUCAAUAACAUGGCUGCCAAGGACUCAGGUAUGGGGAUGGACAGAGACUCCCACCUCCUGUACUCGAAACUCCACCUCAGUGUCCUGCAGGUUCUCCUGACGCUCCAGCUGCACUUAACUGAGAAGAAUCUUUAUGGGCGUCUGGGGCUGAUCCUGUUUGACCACAUGGUCCCAUUGGUAGAGGAGAUCAACAGGUUGGCAGAUGAACUUAACCCCCUUAAUGCCUCCCAGGAGAUUGAGCUCUCACUGGACCGGCUGGCACAGGCUUUGCAGGUGGCCAUGGCCUCGGGAGCCCUACUGUGCACAAGAGAUGACCUGAGAACCUUGUGCUCCAGGCUGCCCCAUAAUAACUUGCUCCAGCUGGUGAUAUCGGGUCCAGUGCAGCAGUCGCCACAUGCAUCGCUCCCCCCUGGGUUCUACCCUCACAUCCACACGCCCCCGCUGGGCUACGGGGCUGUGCCGGCCCACCCUGCUGCCCACCCUGCGCUGCCCACGCACCCCGGGCACACCUUCAUCUCGGGGGUGACAUUCCCCUUCAGGCCCAUCCGCUAGGCCCAUCCCCGUGCACAGCCAAGCGGCAAUGUGCCUUCUGUGCCUGGGCUGGAGGCAGCCUUCCGAGAGGGGUGACUGGCACCACAGGAGAGGACCUUGGGGAAGCAGCUGGGUCGCCCCUCCUCGCCAGCGCAACCAUCUUGGUGCAGCAGUUCUGAGUCGUCGCAGUCCAGGUGCCUCCUACCUGGUCACAUUCUUAAAAAUCCAGAUUGGAUGGAUGAAAGGAAGAACGCACAGCCCUCUAGGGAGAGUGUGCUGCGGGUGUUUUUUAAAAUAAGCCAAUUCUGUGAGCCUUUGUUCUCUUGCGUGUCAUUUCAGACACACUCUGAGCCUGUGCUGUGAGGAAUACCACUGGAGGAGCCACGUUGCGGGUCCACUUGUCUGGCCUCUCGUGAAGGCGCCGCGUCCCCCCAGAAAUGUGGGCUCUUUCUGCAGUGCUGGAGCUCAGAGCUGAAGUGUCUGACGUGACCUUGUGUGCGGCGCUCAGCACCGCUCAGGGAAGCCUCGCAGGAUUUCCCCUCACCUUGGGAAGGAACUUCUGUUUUAUUGGGGGUCUCUAAAUUUUCCUAUGUUCAAAUAAAAUUUUUCUAAACAGUU
This is a messenger RNA of Nycticebus coucang (slow loris), 3491 nucleotides long. It is a transcript of the gene INTS15, whose product is annotated as integrator complex subunit 15. The coding region runs from base 1545 to 2894 and encodes 449 amino acids. Lineage: Eukaryota; Metazoa; Chordata; Mammalia; Primates; Lorisidae. The transcript is spliced from 6 exons. The record is from RefSeq and is a predicted model, not a curated record.